AAACCCGCCUCCCCCCUGUCUCACACAAAGUCGAAAUCAAAAUUCAUUCAUCAUUUAUUCGGCAUGUAUCUUUUCAAUCGCCAUUCGUAAUCGUAUUCCUGUUAAUCUGAAUAUCAUCUCAUUGUUGAUUGUUAAAGAAUCUGCAGCUGAGGGUCCUUUGGUGUCUUAAAUUUAAAGAAAUGGCGGAUGGCCACUCGUUCAAUAAUGUAUCACUUGGAGGUCGAGGGGGCUCGAAUCCAGGUCAGCUAAAAGUUCAUUCAGGUGGUGUAUUGUGGAAGAAACAAGGAGGUGGCAAAGCUGUUGAAGUCGAUAGGUCUGACAUCUUGGGACUUACAUGGAUGAAAGUUCCCCGGACUAAUCAGCUUGCCGUCAGAACUAAAGAUGGUCUGAAAUACAAGUUCACUGGUUUUCGUGACCAGGAUGUCAUUAGCCUGACCAACUUUUUCCAGAAUACUUGUGGCUUAAAAACAGACGAAAAGCAGCUUUCUGUUAGUGGGAAAAACUGGGGAGAAGUUGGCUUGAAUGGCAACAUGCUGUCUUUCAAUGUUGGUCAGAAAGAAGCAUUUGAAAUCUCCUUAGCUGAUGUGUCCCAGACACAGCUUCAAGGAAAGACUGAUGUCAUAUUGGAAUUUCAUGUGGAUGACACAACUGGUGCAAACGAGAAAGAUUCAUUGAUGGAGCUAAGCUUCCAUGUGCCAUCUAACAACACACAGUUUGUUGGUGAUGAAAAUCGUCCACCUGCACAGGUCUUUCGUGAAAAAAUAAUGUCAAUGGCAGAUGUUGGUGCUGGAGGUGAGGAGGCUGUGGUCACAUUUGAGGGCAUUGCUAUUCUUACUCCCAGAGGUCGAUACAAUGUUGAACUUCAUUUAUCCUUUUUGAGGCUGCAAGGGCAAGCCAACGAUUUUAAAAUUCAGUUCAGCAGUGUAGUUCGCGUGUUUGUAUUGCCAAAGUCAAAUCAGCCACAUACAUUCGUUGUUGUUACCCUUGAUCCACCUAUCCGUAAAGGCCAAACGAUGUAUCCACACAUAGUGUUGCAGUUUGAAACGGAUUAUGUUGUGGAAAGCACCUUGACAAUGAAUCCAGAUCUAUUUGCUACCAAGUACAGGGACAAGUUGGAACCAUCGUAUAAGGGACUCAUUCAUGAAGUAUUUACGAUGGUAUUGAGAGGCUUGUCUGGAACAAAACUCACGAGGCCAGGAAAAUUUCGUAGUUGUCAGGAUGGUUAUGCUGUCAAGUCAUCCUUAAAAGCUGAAGAUGGUGUUCUUUAUCCACUCGAAAAGAGCUUUUUCUUUCUGCCAAAACCUCCUACUCUUAUUCUAUAUGAUGAGAUUGAUUAUGUGGAAUUUGAAAGACAUGCUGCUGGAGGAGCAAAUAUGCAUUACUUUGAUCUUUCUAUUAGACUGAAGACAGAACAAGAACAUCUUUUCCGGAACAUUCAGAGAAACGAAUAUCAUAACCUCUUCGAUUUCAUCAAGUCAAAAGGUCUUAGAAUUAUGAAUCUUGGUGCAGCCAAACCAACAGAUGGUGUUGCCGCUGUGCUACAAGAUGAGGAUGAUGAUAACGUUGACCCACAUCUUGAGCGGAUAAAGAAUGAACAAGGAUUAGAUGAAAGUGAUGAGGAGGACGAGGAUUUUGUUCUUGACAAGGAUGAUGGAGGCUCUCCAACUGAUGAUUCUGGGGGAGAGGAUUCUGAUGCUAGUGAAAGUGGCGGCGAAAUGGAGAAACCUCUGAAGAAGGAAACAAAGAAAGAGCCUACUGCUUCUAAAGCCUCUCUAAGUAAGAAGAGACCCAAAGGUGGUGAAGAUGAUGUGUCAAAAAAGAGAAAACCCAAGAAGAAAAAAGACCCUAAUGCUCCUAAGAGAGCAAUGAGUGCUUUCAUGUAUUUCUCACAGAUGGAAAGAGAGAAUGUGAAGAGGGACAACCCUAAUAUUGCCUUUCAAGAAAUGGGGAGGGUGCUCGGUGAACGGUGGAACAAGUUAUCAGCUGAGGAGAAGGAACCCUAUGAAGCCAAGGCUCUGGCAGAUAAGAAGCGAUACCAAGAUGAACUCAGUGGCUACAAUCCAAAAGUGGGAAAUUCAGGGAAUGCAACCGACUCUGACUAAAUCCUCAAGGACUAGUUUGAACUGUUUCCAGUUUUGCUUGUCUUUCUUGCUUUUUGUUUCAAAAAGCUUUUUUUUACAAACAAUAACCAAAACAUUGUGAAACCACAACUAGAAAUCUAAAUAGCAAUAUUUGUUUUGGUUUCUGCCGUUA
Molecule: messenger RNA, 2253 nt
Organism: Erigeron canadensis
Lineage: Eukaryota; Viridiplantae; Streptophyta; Magnoliopsida; Asterales; Asteraceae
Product: FACT complex subunit SSRP1-like
Exons: 17
Coding region: 180-2102 (640 amino acids)
Cellular component (GO): nucleus; FACT complex
Molecular function (GO): histone binding; DNA binding; nucleosome binding
Source: RefSeq, a predicted model, not a curated record